AUGGCCCACCUUCGGCGGUUAAAGCCUAGCAAGGCCCAGCACAAAGCCGUGCAGGCCUCUCACGAUCCGGCGUUGAAACCGAAGCUCCAUGAACUUGGGGAUAUCAUCUGCGGCUUGGGUAGCGUGACCAUUGGGAAUUCUCUGAAAGCCAUAUGCAAUUCUCCAGAUCGCAAGGAGUCACUUUUCAAAGCGGUUGCAGCAGAGAUAAAUCGCCAGGACGAAGUUCACCAGCUAACGACAAGACAUACCUUUUUCCAACAAUGGGAAAAGCAGAGCUUAUCUGAGAAGCAAGUCGCUGGACUUGCUGCUGUCACAAAAGGUUGGGAGCUCAAUGAUGACGACCUUGAAGCGCUCAGGGAAUCCGCACUGAUAUGGGCGUCCCAACCUUGGCUUUUUUUUGACACCAGGAAGACCGAUCGCACCGGUACGCUUGGGCUUAUUCAAUUUUGCUCUAAUGACAUCGAGCAGAUCGAAAAUGUCAAUCCCACACGACAAAAAGUCGAUCUCAUUGUCAUGUUCGACGCAAUUGUACAAGAGGUGGAACACCGGCGGCGCUCAAAGAGAAAGAAAACUCACGAUGUGACCGUCGACCCAGCAAGACCGCAAAAAGUCAUCUCCGAAGUGUACUCCGAUAUUUUGGAGGGCUCCGGGUCUCCCAAGGAGCGCCGGAAGCUGAAAAGGCAAUCCGCUAGUGGAAGCAAAUGGGCCCAGAUUGUACCUCGCUGGAUGGUUCUCGCACUGCAAGGCGCCACUGUUAAAAGCUUCGAGGGGAGGCGAUGGCAGCCGAUAGAAAUCAAGGCGAUGAAUGCAUACCUUAAAGUUCUUAGGGCAUGGAAGGAAGAACGUUUACUCUCGACCGCGUAUUCAAAGAUACUUGAAGAAUAUCAUCACCGUGCUUCGCUCACAGUUCGAGAUCAACCCGAAGAAGCGUUCACAGCAACAAUCCGCGAGCAGGGUGGAACUCGGGAAGGGAACCACUUGCCACGGAAGCGGACAACGUCUUACCCAGAGAAGUCUUCUGGUAAACGAAGAUGCGAUGGGCGAAACGAACAAGCUACCCAGCCGAGUGGUGGGCACAUACCAUCGGAAAGCGUCCAAGAAGCACGUCCAGCUAUUUCCGGGCAGGGUUCUGCGCCGCGAAAGCAGCAUACAAACCACAACCCAGCCUCUCAGACACUGGCUGACCCGGGUGCAAAUUUACAAACGCAAUUGGAGAUGACCUGGGGAGAUGAUGGUACUAUCCACCAAAUUCCUGAAGAAAACAGACGCAGCAUAUCCUCAUCGAGCUCAAUAUCUGAAUCCACUGAUAACUCGCCGUAUUACAGCGAUCCUGGUGGCGCGGGUGCCGUUGAAUGCCACAAUGAUUCUUUUUCGAAGCAAGUGCAUAAUGGUUGGCGGCUAAGCCCUACCGUGGAACUCUCGUUGGAAGAGCGAGAGGCUGCCCAAAUGCUUCAACAAUUUCAACAACAGACGCAACCAACAUCCGAUCCACCUAGCUCGCAGCAGGUGGGAGAAAUGAGCGUGCGAAAUGCCACGAGAGAGUGUCCUCAAGAUGUUCCAUCGCAUGUCCCUCGCCCGAUCGACGAUAUAUCCAGACAGGAUUUAGUGAGAUGGGAGGACGAUGAUCACACUUCGACCAACGAUCCUACCACCCUUAAUGCGAAUGAAUCCCGCCCUCCACAUCCAGCCACAACCUCGAAUUUAUUUUAUAACGGGGAAACAACCACAAACAUUCCAACAUGGCAUAAUGUGGUCUUUGACCCAGACACACAGGAUAUGACAAAUGGGCUUUGGCAAGACGGGUUUUUUGACCCUGACACACAGCACCCGACAAACGGGCUAUGGCAAAAUGUGUUGGCUUCAGAAACAAGCCCAAAUGAUAGCAUGGGUUUCCGUCAGGUGUUGCCACAAUUCUUCCCCUAUUGUGGCGGUCUGAAUGCACAACCAUCAGGGUUCUAG
Messenger RNA from Histoplasma mississippiense, 1959 nucleotides. RefSeq lists its product with no specific name. The record is from RefSeq and is a predicted model, not a curated record. The transcript is spliced from 8 exons. NCBI's taxonomy places the organism in Eukaryota, Fungi, Ascomycota, Eurotiomycetes, Onygenales, Ajellomycetaceae. Bases 1 to 1959 code for a protein of 652 amino acids.